Clonostachys solani is the source of this 2274-nucleotide messenger RNA. NCBI's taxonomy places the organism in Eukaryota, Fungi, Ascomycota, Sordariomycetes, Hypocreales, Bionectriaceae. The record is from the annotation of a GenBank genome assembly.
AUGGACACGGUUGACGAGGCUCCUUUCUCCUUUGAGGAUUUCUUUUCCCAUCUUAGUGACACCCAGGGACUCGACUUAGGCACUAAUUCAAGCCCCUCUGGAAUCAGUCCGACACCACCAGCUCGUGGGCCCGAUUCGCAUCAGCCCGACGGGCCUGACCAGCAAAUUCCGCCAUUCACACUCCAAGACAAUGCAAACUCUUCCCGCUCUCAACAACUAUAUCCUAGUCCUGCAAAGAAUGGGGCCCGGUUCUCCUCAACGUCACGCCGAGUUCUCAAGGAUUGGUUUGAAAGCCACCCGCAGCAGCCGUAUCCUACUGUCGGGGAUAUCGAGAGAAUACAACGACAGACUGGUCUGAGCCGGCAACAGAUAUUAGGUUGGUUUUCUAACGCGCGAAGGCGGCGCAAAACCCAGCCCCGUCACCGGCCUUCGACCCCCAUUGUUCGACCAGCCGACCUAAACUUAGAUUCUUCUCUCGAGCAAAUGAACCCACUGGAGAGAUGGCAGAACUCCCCGCCUGAUCAGGAACCCGCCGCAGCCUUCGCAAUCGCCCGCGCAGUUGAGACCCAGGCACCGGCUUCACACCACUCUUCCGACUCCGAGAAACCCUUAGAUCCCUAUUGGGAUAACUCGUCUGCGAGCAGCGUCAUUGCUUCUUACUCCAGCGGCAGCUCGUUGGCAUCUUCCCAAUAUGCUGCAUCCCACAUAUCCAGGGAUUCAGGCGGAAGCCACGGAUCAGCGAGUACUCUAGAGCACCUUCGGAAGUCAAUCAAACGUAGGCGACGCCGUGUCCCCAAACGAAGACCAGCCCAUGACCUGCUCAGUUCCCUCACGCAAGUUGAUCACAUGUUCCAAUGCACCUUCUGCACCGAGACCUUCAAAACAAAACAUAACUGGAAGCGGCAUGAACGUUGCCUCCAUCUCUCAUUAGAGCAGUGGGAAUGUUCUCCAUAUGGUCCUACGAUGUUGACAGAUGACCAAGGUACAAAUGCCUGUGUAUACUGUGGGGAGCUGAAACCAGACCAGGAGCAUCUAGUGAACCACAACCCAAUGAUUUGCAGCCAAAGGGCAGGACCUGAAAGGUUGUUCUAUCGAAAGGACCACCUGCAGCAACAUCUGAAGCUAGUCCAUAUGGCUGAUUUCAGGAGAUGUCCUAUGGAGAAAUGGAAGCAGGUGGUUGAGCAGAACGGGAAGACAAUGGCGGAUUGGACGGGUGAUUGGGGGUUUGAGGAGCAUAUUCUAGACAUGGUAGAGAAUUCCAUGCCUCCAUUUCAUAUUAGACUUCAUCCACGCCGAACGAUCCUCGCCUUGGCCUUUCACGACUCAGCAAGGCCCCCCGAAACUCCAGUGAGCGCUUUCGACUUGCUUAUGCUGGAGCUGGAGCAUUACUGGAUCAAUUGUCUCAACACGGAACACCGCGAACCGUCGUACCGCGAACUUCAAUAUGAGGCCUGCUGCAUCAUCUUUGGUUCAGAAUUACUCUGCCCAGUCCCAGUCGUUCCACGACCGUCGUGGCUCCGUGAUCUUCUCAUGUCAUCUGAGGACAUUUCUCAGCGCGCCCGCUUGCGGCCAGUGAAGGAUUCGUCCAAGUUUCGGAUCACACAGUUGCAGAUACACGGAAAAGACAAUAUCUUUCAAGAUUGUGGCCUGGAGAUGGAGCUUCAGAAAUAUAUUGAGACCUUUGUCCUAUUGGAAUUGAUUAUUGAGAACAGUGAGCUACAAUCCGAGGCAGGAAGGAUCGCUCUCAAGUUCGGGGAAGCCUCAUCCAUUCAUUCCGAGAUAUUCAUCCCAUUUCUUAAUAGUCUAAUAUCUGGCUCUACGGGAUGGCUUGAAGCAUUUCGCCAACGUGCCGGGUUGUUACCCGUUGAGAGCGCUUCUCUCUCGGCCAUGAACCCAACAUGCACGUUGGAUUCUCAAGUAUUUCUGGAGCGACCAUUUUUAGAAACACCAGCCGACCUUACCAAUGAGACACACGAAAGUGAAGGAGCCUUAGUAUCCCCGUCACAGGCCACAAAUGCAAAAGCGCCCUCCUCGUUCCUUAACGACAGCAAUUGCUACAGACGCCUCUCCAGGGAACUCUCACGAUACGUGGCAAGCACCACGUCGUCGCGGAACCCGGCCCAACACAUCCCCUCGGAUGAAGAACUACGGCAUCAUGCGCGAUGGAUCAUGUUCCAAGAUGACGAUCCAUGGAACCAAACUCCUGCUGAUAACCCGUAUUGGCUGCUUGAUUUCAAGCGUGAAGUGGGCUUACAAACUGAUGAUUCGGUCUAA